Messenger RNA from Rotaria sp. Silwood1, 405 nucleotides. The record is from the annotation of a GenBank genome assembly. NCBI's taxonomy places the organism in Eukaryota, Metazoa, Rotifera, Eurotatoria, Philodinida, Philodinidae.
AUGAAUGCCAUUGAACGUGAUUAUCAUCUACAUGAAGGACAAGAACGUGAAAUAAUUAUGAAAUUAUGGUUAAAAGGACAAACAAUAAUUGCAAUUUUACAACGUUUUAGAUAUUUAUUACAAGAUCUUAAUAUAGAUGAUAAAGAUUUUUCUGAAGGAUUAAAACAAAUACGUGAAAAACUAAAUUAUGCUCAUCGUGAUGUAUAUUAUCUUCAAGAAAAAAAUCUUAUACUUGAAAAUCAAAAUAAUUUUCUUGAAAAUGAAUUUAAACGACAAUUAGAUAAAAUAGUUGAAGAAAAAAAUGAACAUAUUGAUCGACUAAUACAUAUUAUUGAUCAAACAUAUACACGAUCAACUCAAAUAAAUAAUCAUAUUAAUGAUGAAUAUUAUUCAUCAAGUAAAUAA